Messenger RNA from Raphanus sativus (radish), 5595 nucleotides. Its product is annotated as ATP-dependent RNA helicase DEAH12, chloroplastic. Gene Ontology annotation, molecular function: ATP binding; zinc ion binding; RNA binding. Gene Ontology annotation, biological process: spliceosomal complex disassembly. The record is from RefSeq and is a predicted model, not a curated record. Gene Ontology annotation, cellular component: intracellular anatomical structure; catalytic step 2 spliceosome. The coding region runs from base 71 to 5374 and encodes 1767 amino acids. NCBI's taxonomy places the organism in Eukaryota, Viridiplantae, Streptophyta, Magnoliopsida, Brassicales, Brassicaceae. The transcript is spliced from 4 exons.
UGCCCUCUGAGUCUUCUUCAACUUCUCUCUCACACACACACACACACACAAAAACUGGCAUCAUCGCAACAUGAGCAGUUCACUCCCUCCCGCCGACGGUGGAAGAUCGGCGACUAAUCGCCACUCCUCCUUCCCCUCAGCUUCAACCAACCGUCGAAACUUCCUCUCCCCGCCGCUCAACCACCGACACACUCACCACAACCACCACCAAUACCCUAACUCCAGUUUCCCGCCAAAUCAGAGACGCGAUCGACCUCCCUCGCCGCCGAAUUUCGUCGUCCAGCUUCUCCACCCGAGAAUCUCCCCCGCCUCCGCCGGCAGCGGCGACGCCGCCAAGCCGUCUUUCUCGGUCAGGAAGCAAGUGAUCAGCACCCUCGCCUCGCUGAUCGGGAUCCCGGUGGAUUCGAUCCACGUGCCUCAGUUCGGAUGCGUCGCCGGGAGUUUCCGUUUCCGUCAGUGGGUCGACGCGCUCUCCGCCGUCGUCUCUCUCUGGGAGUACCGCCUCCAGGGGAAGACCCUUUUGGUCCCCGAGCUGGUCGCUAACGUCACGGUCCCGUCUGACGUGGACGAGCUUAGAGACAGGCUCCGUGCUCUUUUCUCCGCUCACGUGACUUCCCUUCUUGACAACGGAGACUGCGUCAAGAAGGUGAGGGCAGAGAUAGAGGAGAAGUCUCGUCAAGUCGAGUCCUUUUCGUCCAAGAGAGGUCUCAAGUUGGAAGCUUUCGAGAAAAAGAAGGCUCUUGAGGCUGAGAGAGAUUUGAUUGUGAAGCGCCUUGAAGAAUUCAAGAAUGGUAUGAAGAGCAUUGUGAGGUUUCUCGAAGGUUCUGUGCCUGAUGGAGAAAAAGAUGACGUGGCGGUGUUUAGUUUGGAAGGAGCUUAUGAUUGGCCACGUAUUCAUAGCUUGAUCCGCAGGGAGUGUCGUAGGCUAGAGGAUGGCCUGCCUAUCUAUGCUUACAGGCGGAAUAUUUUGAAGAGGAUUCAUGGCGAACAGGUAAUGGUAUUGAUUGGAGAAACCGGUUCAGGGAAGAGCACUCAGUUAGUUCAGUUCCUUGCUGAUUCCGGAGUUGCUGCUAGUGAAUCGAUUGUUUGUACACAGCCAAGGAAAAUCGCUGCCUUGACAUUAGCUGAUCGGGUCAGAGAAGAAAGCAAUGGUUGUUACGAGGAGAACUCUGUCCGCUGCACUCCAGCUUUCUCUUCUACCGAGGAGAUUAGUUCCAAAGUCGUGUUCAUGACGGAUAACUGUCUGCUUCAACACUACAUUAAAGAUCGGAGCUUGUCUGGAGUUUCUUGCGUUAUUAUUGACGAAGCUCAUGAGAGAAGCUUGAACACGGACCUUCUUCUGGCGUUGCUUAAAGAUCUGAUGUGCAGAAGGAUCGACUUGAGGCUUGUCAUCAUGUCUGCUACGGCUGAUGCUUACCAGCUCUCAGACUAUUUCUUUGGCUGUGGGAUUCUUUGUGUCACCGGAAGGAACUUUCCGGUGGAGAUUAUAUAUUCCCCUAGUGACGCAGAAGGGACUUCUGUUGCUGGACGCAUUGCUCCGUAUGCUGAUGAUGUUGUUAAGAAGGCAGUGGAGGUUCAUAAGACAGAGGAAGAGGGAACAAUCCUUGCGUUCUUGACUUCCCAAGCGGAGGUUGAAUGGGCGUGCGAAAGGUUUAUAGCUCCAUCUGCAGUUGCUUUGCCUUUGCAUGGAAAGCUUUCCUUCGAGGAGCAGUUUAGGGUGUUCCAGAACCAUCCUGGGAAACGGAAAGUGAUCUUUGCCACAAAUAUUGCAGAGACCUCUCUGACUAUUCCUGGCGUCAAGUAUGUAAUCGAUUCCGGGAUGGUGAAAGAGAGCAAAUAUGAACCUAAGACUGGUAUGAGCAUCCUCAGGGUUUGCCGAGUCAGUCAGAGUUCAGCUCGGCAACGUGCUGGUCGUGCCGGAAGGACAGAACCGGGGAGAUGUUACAGACUUUACUCGAAACACGAUUUUGAGUCGAUGAAUCUCAAUCAGGAACCUGAGAUUCGGAGGGUUCAUCUUGGUGUAGCGCUGUUGAGGAUUCUUGCUCUGGGUGUAGACAACGCAGCUGAUUUCGACUUUGUUGACGCGCCUGUCCCUGAAGCCAUCACAAUGGCUGUCAGAAAUCUUGUUCAGUUGGGUGCAGUCGUUGAGAAGAAUGGUGUUCUUGAGUUAACACAGGAAGGGCACUGUUUAGUCAAGCUUGGUCUGGAGCCAAAGCUUGGAAAGUUAAUUUUAGGCUGCUUCAGAUACAGAAUGGGCAAAGAGGGGAUUGUUCUUGCUGCUGUCAUGGCUAAUGCUAGUAGUAUAUUUUGCAGAGUUGGCAGCCUCGAUGAAAAGAUGAAAGCUGAUUGCCUAAAGGUACAAUUCUGCAACCCUAAUGGAGACUUGUUCACUCUUCUUUCGGUGUACAAAGAAUGGGCAUCUCUGCCGCGAGAGAGAAGAAAUAAAUGGUGCUGGGAAAAUAGCUUAAAUGCCAAAUCAAUGAGGAGAUGUGAAGACACAGUCAAGGAGUUGGAGAUAUGCAUCGAGAGAGAACUUUCUCUUGUCAGUCCAAGUUACUGGGCUUGGAAUCCAACCCAGGGUAAUAAACACGACAAGCAUUUGAAAAUGGUUAUACUUGCAUCUCUUGCUGAAAACGUGGCGAUGUACACUGGCUAUGAUCAGCUUGGGUAUGAGGUGGCAUUGACUGGUCAACAAGUUCAGUUGCAUCCGUCCUGUUCAUUGCUAGCGUUUGGACAGAAGCCAAACUGGGUUGUUUUCGGUGAACUUCUAUCAGUUGUCGACCAGUACUUGGUAUGUGUAACUGCGUUUGAUUUUGAAGCUUUGUCUAUGCUUGAUCCACCUCCACCUUUUGAUGCAUCUCAUAUGGAUGAGUGGAGGCUCCGAGUGGAAAAGGUGGCUGGUUGUAGCAGCACUCUGCUAAAAAGAUUCUGUGGGAAAUCUAACCAUGGUCUGCUUUCGAUUGUUUCUCGUGCCAGGUCGCUUUGUGUGGAUGAAAGGAUUAGUAUUCAAGUUGAUGUCGAUCAGAAUGAGAUUCUACUGUAUGCGCCUCCCCACGAUAUGGACAAAGUCUCGACCCUAGUGAACGAUGCGUUGGAGUGUGAAAAGAAAUGGAUGCGUAACGAAUGCUUGGAGAAGUAUAUAUACAAUGGUCGGGGACAAGUACCUAUGGCACUUUUUGGAUCUGGUGCUCAGAUAAAGCAUCUUGAAGUUGAUCAGAGAUUCUUGACAGUCGAUGUAUUUUAUUAUGGCGACAGUUUUGUUGAUGACAGAGAGGUUCUGAGGUUCCUGGAGAAGAAGAUUGAUGGGUGUUUCUGCUCUAUCCAUAAGCUCGUUGGGAACAAGCAAGACUGUGAUGAGAAGGAUAAGUGGGGUAGGAUAACCUUUCUCACUCCGGAAACUGCUAUGAAGGCAACAGAAAUUCAGAAAUUUGAUUUCAAUGGAUCGGUGCUUAGACUAUUUCCGUCACUGGCAACUGGUGGGGGAAUGUUCAAGAUGCCUUCUUUCCCUUCUGUUAAUGCUAUGAUUCGUUGGCCGCAGAGGGAAAGCACUGGUAGAGGCGUUCUUAAGUGCCCAUCCGGUGACGUUCACAGUAUAUUUGCUGGGACCUCUGACAUAGUGAUAGGAACAAGAUAUGUCCGGUUUGAGACCGAUCAAAGGUUCAGUGAUUCAAUCUUGAUUACUAAUAUUGACUCAGGUAUUUUGGAAGCAGACGUUUUAGAUGCGUUGGAGUUCUAUACGGGGAGAACAGAUUUGGAAUUUUUUCUAUUGAGAAGGAAGAGUGUGCGGUGUCCACCUCCUGCUGUCUGUGCAGAUAUGCUGCAUAAGAGAAUAUAUGCGUGCAUGUCAUCCAGCAGCAGUCCAGAGCCAAACUGUGUCCAAGUCAGAGUUUUUGAACCAAAAGAAUCAGAUUACUUCAUGCGAGCCUUGAUUACUUUUGAUGGGAGGUUACACUUGGAAGCUGCGAAAGCUUUACAGGAGUUAGAUGGAGAGGUGCUACCUGGAUGCCUUUCAUGGCAGAAGAUAAAAUGCGAGCAAAAGUUCCAGAGCUCUAUUAUCUGUCCUGCUUCUGUCUACAACAUAGUCAGAAGACAACUGAAUGCUAAGUUAACAAGCUUCGAGAGACAAAGAGGAGGUACGUGGCAUCUGGAGCCAACUCAUGGUGGUGCUUACCGUGUUAGAAUAUCUGCUUAUGCAACCAAACCCAUCUCGGAGAUGCGGAGAUCUCUUGAAGAACUCGUAAGAGGAAGACCCAUAAACCAUCCAGGCUUAACCCCAAGGGUCUUGCAGCAUCUUUCUUCCAGAGAUGGUGUUAUUCUGAUGCGGAGGAUCCAACAUGAGACUGAAACUUACAUUCUAUUAGACAGGCACAGUCUCACAGUACGCAUUUGUGGAUCAGAAGAGAAGAUUGCUGCGGCUGAACAAGAACUGAUCUGGUCACUUCUGGCCUAUCACGAUAGGCAGCAACUUGAAAUCCGCCUCCGAGGUCCUAAACUCCGUCCUGACCUCAUGAAGGAAGUUGUGAACCGGUUUGGUCCAGACCUCCAAGGUAUCAAAGAGAAGGUAAAUGGCGUGGAUCUCAAGCUCAACACCCGGUACCAUGUUAUUCAGGUUCAUGGGAGCAUAGAAAUGAGGCAGGAAGUAGAAAAGAUUGUGUACGAACUUGCACAGGAAAGUAGUGAACCGGGCGGGAAACCAGAUGACAUUGAAGUUGAAUGCCCCAUUUGCUUGUGUGAGGUUGAUGAUGGCUACACUCUCGAAGGAUGCUCACACCUCUUCUGCAAAGCUUGUCUGUUGGAACAGCUCGAGGCGUCGAUGAGAAACUUCGACGCAUUUCCCAUACUUUGCUCUCACACGGACUGUGGAUCUCCAAUAGUAGUCGCUGAUUUGAGAGCCCUCUUAUCACAAGAGAAGCUAGAUGAGCUCUUCAGAGCAUCCCUGUCCUCUUUCGUAACAACCAGUGAUGGUAACUUCCGGUUUUGCUCCACACCUGAUUGCCCUUCCGUUUACCGUGUAGCCGGUCCUCGAGAAUCAGGGGAGCCGUUCAUCUGCGGAGCUUGUAACGCAGAGACAUGCAGAAAGUGCCACCUGGAGUAUCACCCGUAUAUCACUUGCGAGAGGUACAAACUGUUCAAGGAGGAUCCGGACAUGUCGUUGAAAGACUGGGCAAAGGGAAAGAACGUGAAGGAGUGCCCGUUUUGCAAGUCGACGAUAGAGAAAUCUGAAGGGUGUAACCACGUGCUGUGCCGGUGCGGGAAGCACAUUUGCUGGGUCUGUUUAGACUUCUUCACUCAUCAAGAACCUUGUUAUGAGCAUAUGAGAGCAGUCCAUGGUGGAAUAGGCAUCUUCGAUGGCCUCGGCAUCCCCAUGCUUUGAUGUUCGAAAACUGGAACUCUUCAGCGUCAAAUUAGUCUUUAAGCCAAGUCUUUGUAUCUAUAUUAUGUAACAUCUGGUUGGGUUCAUAUGUAUAUAUGUCGAGAUGCUGUGAUUCAGUAGUACUCCUUUAACUGAUCAUAACAGGAAAGAGCCUGAACUCUGAAGACAUUAUAAACCUGAUAUGAAUGUUUUUAUUACUAGUUUUAGAUUUUGAUUUGUUA